AAUUCACUGCAUGCCAGUGCGGCCGGGGAACCACGUGCACGUGCAUGUUGCCGCCUAUGACUUAUCUCAAUCCUCAGUUUGAGUUUCGUUAAACUACCAGACAUUGGUGGAUAAAAAAACUAUUGAGAAAUCAGUGAAAAGCUAGUGGUGAUAUUUUAAUCUGAAAAUAUUUCGUUGAUGCGAGUGCAUUGUUUUUAUCGUGGAUGCAGGUAUUGACAGAUAUUGAUCAGACAAAUAACAUGUGAGUUGUCUCGUUCUGUUUUGUGAAUUGUUUCUGGAGACUGACGAAAAUUAGAAAAAACAUCUCGUGCAAUUCCGGGAAGAUUUUGUUGAAGUUUUGACAUUUUAAUAUACCUCAGAAAAGAUGAGUCAAUUGCAUGAAAAUUGACGGAGCCCAUCGUACGUAAAAGACUGACAAGUAAAUACAACACCGGACUAUUAUUCGUUCUAUUACGAUGGAGUUCUAUGACGUGGGAAGCAGCGAUCUGCGGGAAUUAUGGGAAUCAUAUCUGGUCGAGCCGAUGGCGAGCCACGAGAUUUUAUCGAUGACUAAAGAGGAUGACUGGACUAAUGUACUGAGUUCAAGAGAAAAAUCUUUAGGUGUUGUCCUACGAGACAGACUAAUGACUGAUGCAGCCCUAGGGGGAUUCAGGCCGAUAAAGUCUGAUCACAGCUAUAGUCUUCUGACCAACAGUCCUCCUGCCACUCCUGUACAACCAGGAAGCCCUUUCCACAUUUCGAAUUCUGACGCUACGCUAAUUCACAAUAAUAGCCGACAUCAUGGAGUCAUCCACGAAGGCCACAAAGUCAUUACUCUUCGAGCUAGAAUGGAUGAUAUGGAGGACGAGUGUUAUCCAGCAAUUUCACUAGACAAGGCUUCAGGACGCGGCAUAUCACCGGCUUCAGAAACCUUACCUGUAGAUCUAUUGGGGCGAACAAGUGAAACGUUAAAUAAACGUCAUAAAAUUGCAAAUCCCGUGUGCUUGGAAAUCAAGGAUGAAGUGAUCAGUGCACCAAAUAGUCCCUCAGAGUCCUACGUACCGUCUCAUUUUAGUGACAAAAAGACUACUAUUGCAAUAGUAUCGCCACACCAAUUGCCCCUCAGUAGAUGUUCUACGACCCAGACGAGUGAUAGUGAGGAUGACGAUGAAGAAUUUUAUGAGAGCAUGAACUUCGAGUUUGCACCCGACCGUCUUGUGAAGAGUGGUAACUAUCGCGUAGAAUGUCAAAUUCUGCCGCCUACACCGCCAAGCAGCGCCAGUUCAGACAGCGAAGGCACCGGUUCAGCAUCCUGUUCCUCGGAACAUUCGGAAUUUCAGAGAUCUUCAGGAGAACACCACCGCAAUUUCUCGGAACCGCGGUUAUGUGUCAAUGCUGGCCACUCUAUAAGACAACCUAUCCACACGUCCCUGAUUUCUUGUCAACCAAAAGAUUCAACUGGAAAUCUCACACUAACCGAUGAAGAAAAGCGAACCCUUGUCGCCGAAGGUUAUCCCGUACCUACUAAACUACCUCUCACCAAACAGGAAGAAAAAUCGUUAAAGAAGGUCCGAAGGAAAAUUAAAAAUAAAAUAUCAGCUCAGGAGUCGAGAAGAAAAAAAAAGGAGUACAUGGAUGGUCUCGAGAGCAGAGUGACCGUAUUAAUGAGCAAAAAUUCGUCGUAUAGGGAUCGUCUGACGUCCCUCGAAAAAGCUAAUCGCCAAUUACUAAAGGAACUCGAACGUCUCCGAACGCUUUUGGAGAGCCGGUCUUCGUAGUUUUCAUUAUUUUUCCACAUUUUCCUUCCCUCGGAAAAUUUAAAUAAAUGAUACGUUUCACUCCCUUGGGUUGAUGCAAUAUUUCCCCCCACUGGCAGAAUCUAUGUUGCAUUGGUACGAUUGUUAUUAAUAGAGAAAAUAUAUGUCAUACUUAUUAAUAGAUUAUUAUUAUUAAGCAAUG
Messenger RNA from Diachasmimorpha longicaudata, 1938 nucleotides. RefSeq names its product cyclic AMP response element-binding protein A-like (gene CrebA). The transcript has 5 exons. Lineage: Eukaryota; Metazoa; Arthropoda; Insecta; Hymenoptera; Braconidae. Gene Ontology annotation, biological process: regulation of transcription by RNA polymerase II. The coding region runs from base 456 to 1757 and encodes 433 amino acids. The record is from RefSeq and is a predicted model, not a curated record. Gene Ontology annotation, molecular function: cAMP response element binding; DNA-binding transcription factor activity, RNA polymerase II-specific.